Messenger RNA from Chlamydomonas reinhardtii, 1129 nucleotides. RefSeq lists its product as uncharacterized. Lineage: Eukaryota; Viridiplantae; Chlorophyta; Chlorophyceae; Chlamydomonadales; Chlamydomonadaceae. The record is from RefSeq and is a predicted model, not a curated record. The coding region runs from base 40 to 222 and encodes 60 amino acids. The transcript is spliced from 2 exons.
GUCCGAGCGCAACCCCCAGUGGACGCGUCCGGACCAGCCAUGGCACCGAAGCGGCGCCGAGACGAAGCUGAGAAGGCGGAGGAGGAGAAAGAACCGCGACGUCUCCGCCGCCAACGUGAUCCGUGUGCUCCUCCUGCUGAAGCUGAUGGGCUUCGAGCGGCCGACCAAGCUGCAGCGGCCGCCAUGGCCGCCGGCGGCGGCGGGGCCGGGCUGAGAGCCUGAACGGCGCUAGCAGGGCGUGGGGCUGAGGGUGCACGUGUCGAUUGGCGGCGAGUGACGUGACUAGUUUGUUAGCUGCGGGUUAGCACGGACUGUGCACCCCACCCAACCGGCCAUGUCCGGAUUUGCGGGGAUGCCAAAGGCCCCCAACAUAGAGGCGUGUGCUUAGUAGGCGCCCGCGUCAAGGUGGCUGGGUUGAUAACGACCCGGGAUCAGCCCUUUUCCUGCCAUAAGGCAGCCACCUCCUUGUUGCCAGAAGUGUUUGGACUAGCGCAUAUUCGUUGCCCUAGCAGGGUGCAGCCUGGUACUACAUGCUUAUACUGCUUUUGUGAGGACAAUCUGGGGCGGGGGUGUAGACCUCAUCCGGCUCAAGGUGAUUAGUGAGCAUUGGUGAUUGCCUUUCCCGAGCUCAAUCCGCUGCAUGUUAGCAUGUACAAUUGGCUGGAAGGGUUUAGCAGGCACGAGGUGGCAAUGAAUAGUAGUUGUACGUUGGCGGCUGGCCCCACCUCCUUGUGCAGGAACUGGCCGUACUUUACUUACCAGCUCGUGGCGGAGCCAGCCCUGUCACAUGCUUGCUGUCCAUUGUCGCAGACCGCUGCAGGCGGCUUCUGGCACACGUUGCUGCUUCCGCCGCCAUUCAGGCAGGCUCACAGUUAGGUUGAACUGAGAUGUAAAGAUACGCUGUCGGACUCGCGCUGCGGGCAUGUGAGCUGACCGCGGGCGAGUGGCAGCGACGCGCUUGCAUGCAGUACGCCAGCGUCCGGUAGCCACGUAGGGCCGCAUCCACUCCAGUGACAGGCAGACCCAGCAACUGACCAGACUGACGUCCAUGCGCCAACCGGAGUACCGGUACCGUCACUCCUUAGAAGUUCACGGUAGCAGUCACAGAUCCAUGUAACAGUCUUAAACA